AUGUUCGGCAAUUCGCCUGCAGGGGGGUUCUCUUUCUCCACGGCCUCGCAGCCUGCAUCCUCCUCCUCGGCCCCAUUCAGCUUCGCCAACCCUUCCGCUCCCAAGAACCCCACUCCGCUGUUCAACUCGUUUGGCGCCAGGUCAGCUACCGGCACGUCGACUUCCCCUACUACCGACAUGGUCGCUGAGACCAACUAUGUCGGCGACGAGGACACUGAUGAGCUCUACCUUGAGCCUCCCGCGUUCUCGGCCAAGGACAAGGCCAAGUGGAAGGCUUCGGGACGCGCAUGGCUGGCUGCUGCCAGCCCUGUCGGUGGAGAGAUUGCUGGCUGGAUCACCAAGCAGCCCUCGUCAGAUGCCAACAAGGAGGCCACGCUCUCUGGUGACCCCUCGCUCACUGUGUCGGACCGUACCGUGCGCCUUGCUGCCAUCAACAACUUUGCGGCAUCCGAGGAGAAGUUCUAUGGCAGCUCGUACACGCUCUUCAGCUCGCUACAGAAGCUUGUGGCCUUGUCCAUGAGGUUACCGACAAGCGAUACAAUGGGCAGCGUGUGGGACAACAAUGGCAACCUCCUCGCCGUUGACGGCUUACUCGGCCCGCCAGCCGCCGAGACUAUUAUCCAGAUGCGUCGCGUGGUCGACUACUACCUCGACGACUUGAACAAGAUGCGCGAGGUGACCGACAUUGACGAUGAUGUCAAGUACCGCUACGAGACAAUGUACCACAUCUUCAACCUCGCCGAGAUUCUCUACCUCCCCGCAGACGGACGCGGCGAGGGCCUGCUUGGCGAGGAGCUUCUCGACUGGGGCAACCAGGUCGACAGGAUCCAAAUCAACGAGCAAGGCAACGAGAUCAUGGCACACAAGGAGCCUUGGGAGCACAUGGGCUUCUGGCCCUUCAUCGUACGCUGCCUCUUGCGCGGCUUCCUCCUCCCCGCUGCCUCCUUCCUGCGCACCCUCCAGACACACCCCCACCCGCCAAUAGCCAAGCUCGGCCAGAUUGUCGAGCGUGCUGUCUCCCGCUUCCCCCGCUCGACCAACACCUCCAUGUACGCCCUCGACCACCAGUUUGUGUCCGCCCACAAGCAAUGGCUCGCUCAGUUCCGCGCCGACAUUGCAGAGUUCCUUGGCGGGCGCGGAAACGGCCACUGGUUCGAUGCGGACGGUAUUUCUGGACGUAGCCAGUGGAUCGAGUGGGAGGAUGACUUUAGGAGUGUCACCGAACUGCUCGAGGGCAAGAAGGAGCGCCUGUUCGCCGAGGCCGCCGACUGGCGUGAGGCCCUCGGCGCUUGGGGCGUGCUUGUCGAUGUGUCGCUGAGGCGAGACGACCUUCCCGGUGUCGUCAAGCGCAUCCUGAACGAGCUCCCCAUCGACUCGACCAUUCUCGAGGACUCGGUUCAAUCGAGCCUGUGCUCCAGCGACAUUAUCGAAGCCCUCAUGGGUUGUCACGACGUUGACCGCUGGCUCGCAGCACACCUUGGCGACGUGUUCGACAAGCUUGCCCUCGUUCCCGAUGACGAGGAGCGCUUUGACAACUCUCUUCGCGACUACUACCUCCUCGACUACGCCGACAUGCUACAGGAGAGCCCCAGUCAGGGUGAGCUGUGGGAAGUAAUUGUCGAAUACCUCAAUUCCUCGGGGCCCGAGGGACGCGGCCGCUUGCGCUCCUACAUUGUCCACGUCGGCACCCGCCUCAACGAGACCAAGGGCAAGGAGGCUGUCUCCCCCGAAGUUAACAGCGGGAUGGAGGUUGAGGGCGAGGAGGAAGCGACCGGUACGGAAGGCCAGCUCUCGCACUUCAAGAAGCUCCACGAGACCUGUGUCGCGUUUAAACUCGAGGAGGAGUGGCGUACCAUCAGCACGAUCGUGGCCGAGCGCCUGAUGCAGCAGGGCGACGUGGGUGUCGCUGCUUCCAUCUGCCUUCUCGCCGAGGACGGAUACACGCUGUCCCGGAUAGCGGAGAAGAUUCUCAACGCCUAUGUCGAGUCGGGCGAGUCCGAGUUCCUUCGCCUCGUCGACAGCCUUCCGAGUACGAUGAUGCAGGAGGCACCUCAAAAGUUCAACGAGCUCAAGCUUCCCGAGAUGGACGACGAGGGCACGUUUGCCGCCGACAGCGGCCGCACCAUCAUGGUCAUGUUUGCGUCGCGCCUCGCUUUCCUGUCCGAGUUCCGCGACUACCUCAUCCACCUGAACCAGGGCUCGCGUGAUAUUGCGGCCAAGAAGCUGGCCCAACUUCUUUCAGCUGAGAUCACUCCGGUGGAGUUCUGGGCCGUGCUCCUGGCUGAGAGUGUGGACCUCUUGGAAGACGACGACAUUCUUCUCAACACUGCCGACACCUUUGACCUCAUGCGUGUUGUUGAGGAUGUGCUUGCGAAUGCCCAGUUUGCACCUGUCGACUACCUUCGCCAGCUGUGGCGUUACCUGGCACGUGUGGACGGUGCCCCUGAAGUUGCCAAUGGCACAAACGGAGUGGCCAAGAGUGGCGGUGACAGGAAACGCGAAGAGGUCAAGGAGGGUACGGCGGCUGCCCUGCGCAAGCUCGAGGUUGUUCGCCUUGCGUUGGCACGUAACCUGAGUCGCGCCCUUGUAGUUGGUACCGAGGGGCCGUUCUAG
Molecule: messenger RNA, 2613 nt
Organism: Apiotrichum porosum
Lineage: Eukaryota; Fungi; Basidiomycota; Tremellomycetes; Trichosporonales; Trichosporonaceae
Exons: 4
Coding region: 1-2613 (870 amino acids)
Biological process (GO): protein import into nucleus; mRNA export from nucleus; positive regulation of DNA-templated transcription
Cellular component (GO): nuclear pore outer ring
Molecular function (GO): structural constituent of nuclear pore
Source: RefSeq, a predicted model, not a curated record